AUGAGUCCGAGGGAGGAGGCUGAAAAAUUAAGGCGUCAAGUAGAAGAAUUGUUGGCGAAAAGAUAUAUCCGCGAGAGCAUGAGCCAAUGCGCGGUCCGAGCCUUAUUGACACCAAUGAAAGAUGGCACUUGGCACAUGUGUGUGGACAGCCAGGCCAUCAAUAAAAUCACUAUUAGGUAUAGAUUCCCUAUUCCUCGAAUAGAUGAUCUGCUUCACCAGAUUAGCGAGGCUACGGUGUUCACGCGCCUAGACUUGAAGAGCGGCAUCAUGGCACCGUUGACUGAGUGCAUGAAGAGUAGCAAAUUUACAUGGACUGUAGACGGCGAGGCUGCUUUCCGGUUGAUGAAGGACCGCUUGACCACCGCCCCUAUCUUGGCAUUUUUUGAAUUCACCCACCCAUUUGAGCUGCACAUAGACAUGUCCAAGGUGGGCAUUGGAGGUGUCCUGAGCCAGCAAGGGUGGCCUGUUGCAUUUUUAGAGUUCAUUCUGUACACAGACCACGCCGCCCUACGACCUAUACAUCAACAAGAUAAGGUGUCAUCUCGCUAUGGACAAUGGAUGAACUUCCUGGAUGAGUUUACUUUUUUUGUGAAUCACAAAGCAGUGGUCUCUAACCGUGUGGCGGACGCACUCAGUAGGCGAAGCAAUCUUCUAGUCACAUUGCAAGUCGAGGUACCUGGUUUUGACUCUUUUCAUGAUUUGUUUGUGACUGACCCAUAUUUCUCGGAGAUCCUCCUAGAUGUACUGCUCCAGGAUGGUUUCUUGUUCUAG
Molecule: messenger RNA, 771 nt
Organism: Dioscorea cayenensis subsp. rotundata (Guinea yam)
Lineage: Eukaryota; Viridiplantae; Streptophyta; Magnoliopsida; Dioscoreales; Dioscoreaceae
Exons: 3
Coding region: 1-771 (256 amino acids)
Source: RefSeq, a predicted model, not a curated record